GAGGGCGGAAGGGGGGUGAUAAAGCAAACAAGAAGUCACUUUUUUCGUGGCUACUGCCAGGCAAAAAAGAAACAUGAAACACACCACACACACACACACACAGGAAAAUUAGACGGAGACCAUUACUGUAGAAACCUAUAGCAAAGUUUUCCAAAAGAGACACUCUGAGGAAAAACUCCUGGGACCCGGGGGGCUAAAUAGAGUGAUAGUUAAAUUGAAGUGAUAACUGUAAGGAGAACUAAACCAAACUCUAGAGGGAGGAGAAAGGAAAUUAAAAAGCCUCCCCUUUGCCUUUUAUUUCUGUAGCAGCAGACACGAGCCAUAAUAAAGGACGCUGGUGCAUGCAUGUGGGCACCAGCUGGGCACCCGGGAGAUGGGGUGCCUCCGGGUCACUAAAGAGUGUCACCCCUGAGCUGCAAGCCAGAAAGAACACACGUUUGCUUCCUUUGGGAGCAGAGCAUUCUUCCUAACACAGGCUUGGACACAUUUUCCCAUUGCCUGGGAAGAUUUUUCUCUUCGCCUAUGUCACCAGGACUCAGGACCAAGGAAGAAGAGCUCAGGAUGAAGGUAAAAGGUGGGGGAAUCAGCUGUGUGCUGGUCUCCUUCUCUGUGAUCUACCUGGUGGCCACCCCCGGGGCCAGGGCCUGCCCCCGCCGCUGCACCUGUUUCGUGCCUACAGAGGUACACUGUACAUUUCGGUACCUGACCUCCAUUCCAGACAGCAUUCCGGCCAGCGUGGAGCGCAUCAAUUUAGGGUACAACAGCUUGGUUAGACUGACAGAAACAGAUUUUUCUGGUCUGAACAAAUUGGAGUUACUCAUGCUGCACAGCAAUGGCAUUCACACCAUCCCUGAUAAGACCUUCUCGGAUUUGCAAGCAUUGCAGGUCUUAAAAAUGAGCUAUAACAAAGUCCGAAAACUUCAGAAAGAUACUUUCUAUGGCCUCAGGAGUUUGACACGGUUGCAUAUGGACCACAACAAUAUUGAGUUUAUAAACCCAGAGGUGUUUUAUGGACUCACCUUUCUGCGCCUGGUGCACUUGGAAGGAAAUCAGCUCACUAAGCUGCAUCCAGAUACCUUUGUCUCUUUGAGCUACCUCCAGAUAUUUAAGACAUCUUUCAUUAAGUACCUAUACCUGUCUGAUAACUUCCUGACCUCCCUCCCUCAAGAGAUGGUCUCCUAUAUGCCUCAUCUAGAAAGCCUUUAUCUACAUGGGAACCCCUGGACCUGUGAUUGCCAUUUAAAAUGGUUGUCUGACUGGACACAGGAGAAACCAGAUGUAAUAAAGUGCAAAAAAGACAGAAGUCCCUCCAGCCCUCAGCAAUGUCCUCUCUGCAUGAACCCCAGGACCUCUAAAGGCAAGUCCUUAGCUCUGAUCCCAGCUGCAGCAUUCCUGUGUGCCAAGCCAACCAUCGACUCGUCCUUGAAAUCCAAGAGUCUGACUAUUCCGGAAGACAGCAGUUCUGUCCCUGUCUCUCCCCAAGAUUUCAUGGCCCCCUUGGGCUCCCUCACUUUGAAUAUGACAGACCAGUCUGGAAAUGAAGCUAACAUGGUCUGCAGUAUCCAAAAGCCCUCCAGGACAUCACCCAUUGCAUUUACUGAAGAAAAUGACAACAUCAUGCUAAAUACAUCGUUUUCAACAUGGUUAGUGUGCCACAUAGAUUACAGUGACAUCCAGCCUGUGUGGCAAGUUCUGGCUUUGUACAGUGAUUCUCCUCUAAUACUGGAAAGGAGCCACUUGCUCACGGAAACACCGCAGCUCUGUUACAAAUACAAACAGGUGGCACCUAAGCCUGAAGACAUUUUUACUAACAUAGAGGCUGAUCUCAGAGCAGAUCCCUCUUGGUUAAUGCAAGACCAAAUUUCUUUGCAGCUCAAUAGAACUGCCACCACACUCAGUGCAUUACAGAUCCAGUACUCGGGCAAUGCUCAAGUCACUUUACCAAGGGCGGAGAUGAGACCAGUGAGACACAAAUGGACGAUGAUCUCAAGGAAUAACAGCACUAAGCUGGAACACACAGUUACGGUAGGUGGGACUAUUGACCUGAUCUGCCCGGGCCAAGGAGACCCCACACCACAUCUGGAGUGGCUUCUAGCUGACGGGAGUAAAGUGAGAGCCCCUUAUGUUAGUGAAGAUGGGCGGAUCCUAAUAGACAAAAGUGGAAAACUGGAACUCCAGAUGGCUGAUAGUUCUGACACAGGUAUAUACCACUGUAUAAGCACCAAUUACGAUGAUGCAGAUAUCCUCACCUAUAGGGUAACCGUAGUAGAGCCCUCCGUGGAAGACUCUCGUGAAAAUGGGAUUCAUCACACGGUUUUCACUGGUGAAACACUUGACCUUCCAUGCCAUUCUUCUGGUAUUCCCGAUGCCUCUAUUAGCUGGGUUCUUCCAGGAAACACUAUCCUCUCUCAGUCCUCAAGAGACAAGCAAAUUCUUAAUAAUGGCACAUUACGAAUAUUUCAGGUUGCCCCAAAAGACCAAGGUCAUUAUCAUUGUGUAGCAGCUAACCCAUCAGGGGUCGAUUUUUUAACUUUCCAGGUUUCUGUCAGAAUAAAAGGACAAAGGCCAGGGGGGCUUAAUGGAGACACAGAUGGGUCUGGACUUGGUGAGCCUAGUCCCUUCACUCGCCUUGAGGAGCUACCAGAUGUGCAGACCCCCACAUCUGCCCCAGUGGAGGCUGAGGUUGGAAAGCAUACCUCAAGUGACAAGCACAGCUCUCGGGAGUUAAUGGCCCGGCGGCAUGGAGAUUCAAGAAUCCAGCGCUUCAGGGAGUAUAAGAGGCAGUUCCCUCCCUCUGCUCGGAGAAUUGACCCACAACACUGGGCAGCUCUUUUGGAGAAAGCCAAAAAGAAUGCCGGGCCAGGGAAACAUGAUGCCACAGGAAGACCACCCCCACUGGUAACUCAACUCCUAAAAACCCUGGGUCCGCAAGAUGAGUCUUCAGGCAUGCUCCCUCCAGAUGAGGAGUUCAUGGUCUUGGCGACUGAAGCUUCAGAUAUCCCAGUGAAGACAGUGACUGCUGCCUCCAGGUCAGGUGGCCCUGUGACAAAUCCAGCUUCUGGAGCUCAAGUGUCCCCAAUUGUGAGUCCACAAAUACAACCACCUGGAAAACCAGCAGGGUUCAAACUAUCAACUGCUAUUAAAACUACAGCCAUGUCAGAGGGUAUAAAUCCAACCAUAUCAAGCAAAUUACGAAGCACAGUCAACCAAGAUGCAAUUACUACAUUUCCACUACUAUCUGGAGUGAACGAAUUGCCAGACACUGACCAAAUAGGGAGAAGAGAGUAUUUCCGCCGUGCACCCCCAGUAACAGUAAGAACUGUGAUCAGAGCUGUCAAUAUUCACAUGCUUAAUAGCACUAAUGAUGGCGCUGGGGUAUCCUUAAAGACAGCUGGGACCAUGAAUAGCCACCAGACAUCUGUAACAGGAGUGCCGACUCCAGGUGGCUAUCACCUCUCUUCUCAUGUUACUCGGAAACUUAGCACCUCUAGGCCCCCUUCAGAUCCAAAUGCCGCUCGUUUUCCAUUGCAGAUUUCUAAAAAUAGUACAACUAAUACCCCACCACCCAGACGCUUUGGGAGACGGAGGGGAAUUUGGGGCAGGGGUCGAAUCAUCAGCCAGUAUCGAACUCCAGUUCUCCGACGGCAUAGAUAUGGCAUUGUGAGGCCAACAUUCAGAGGUCCUUCUGGAGAUAGCACCACUGCGUUUCCAGCCCCAGAGCUCAAUGUGAUGUGUCUCUCCUGUCCUCGCAGAGGUGGGCUUGCCACUGCCACAGCAAUGCUGCCUAUUCCAAGUUCUCUAACCCCGACCCACCCCAGAGCUGACACUGCCAGAAUCACAUCAGAAGAUAUGACAACUCUAGUCCAGAAUCCGUCACUGCCAACUGAGAACAAACCGAAUGUAGACAUUGAUAAAACAACACCCACUAUAAAGUAUUUCAGUGUGGAAAGUACCCAAGUGAGUCCAGCUGAUGUGGCUAUGAUUGACGCCCCAACAUCCCUGUCUAUGGAAACAGCCCCCAUAACCAAUAUUGGUUACCCAAGUGGGACCAGCCUCAGUGAAGCUAGGAGAGAUUCAGGGAUGAUGUCAGCAAUGGCAGGUCCUGUCACCGAGCCAGCAAUGCCUACUACGAUAGCCAUCUCCAGAUUUUCAACAAGGAAAAUUCCCUGGCAUCGUCAGAUCUUUGGAAAUAACCUUCUCCAAAAAGAGCGAUUAAAGAAUUGGCAUAAAUUUGGCUUUCCAAAAAGUACAACCGUGUUUCUUAAGAUAUCACCUGCUUUGCCCACAGAUAGAGUUUCUCCCUUCCACUUCACAACACCGUCAGCAAGGAUGGCAGAGAUUCCAUCUGUACCAUUGGCUACAACUAACUACAAUACCACGCAAACACACAGUCCUAGAAGUCUCCCAACAACGAAGAUGUUGCCCUUCCAACCCAUUAACCCUACCCUUCCCAGCAUCACAAACAGAGAAUCAAGUAUGAUACGCUUUGCAGAAACUCAGACAGCCACACUGGCAGCUCCUCCCACGGCCACUGCAUCUGCAAUUGACUAUAAAACCCAAACGGCGAGACCCACUGCACAAAAAAUACAAGGGAAAAAGGAGCCUCAGAACAGGAAUGAUCCAAGCACUCCUCCAAGCCGGGGUCUUGGCUCCACUGCACCCACUGCCGUGUCACCUCCUGCUCUAACCACAGACGAACUGUCAGUCAAGCCUACUGUCUCUGCUUUCACUCAUUCCCCUCUGGAAAACACAGAUGGAAUUUGGGGCACAAUUGCUUUUCAUUCAGGAACUUUCGAUCUGACAGAUGUAAUUAAAGAACCACCCCCAGAGAGUGCUCAGACUUUGAAGAGCACAACUGCCUCUGAAACAACUCUGUCCAGUGAGUCACAGCAGAGUAGAACUGGGGAAGUGGUUAGCACGCCCCCGACUGCUCCACCUCUCCUGAGCAGUGGUGUGACUCCAAUGCCGGUUUCCACCUCCCCUCCCCUUUCUCAAAGUGCAGCUAUUGACAUGACAACUCCUGUUUUCAGCGUGAUGACAAACACAGAAGUGAAGCCACAUGGGCCCCCAGGGCGCCAUACCGAUCCACAGCGAUUAGCAGCAGAGCUUGCAACAUCCCCCGAGGCUCGCCCAGAUGCCAAGGUCACAACUGGAACCACUCACAUUAUUUACUCUAAUCUGUUUUAUUCUACCCUCGCGCCAGCAGUCGUAACAGUUAAACCACAGAGUUCUAAGUGGACUCCCUCCCCCUGGUCAGAAAACCAAUUUUGGCACAAAUCGUACCCAGAAAUUGCUGAAAAAGGCAAAAAGCCAGUGCUAAGCAUGGUACCCACUCUGAGCUUACCAGAGGCCAACACUCAUUCUUCAAAUUGGGAUGGACAAAAGAAUGCAGAGAAGAGUGGCUUUGAUAAGAAACCAGUUGAAAGAGUAAUGAUUUCUGAGCUCCCUCCCUUUGACUCUUUGUUCAGGGACACCUUUGAAAAGCCCAGAAUAGUGGGUGGGAAGGCUGCGAGCUUCACUGUCACAGCCGACUCCGAUGCCUUUCUUCCCUGCGAGGCUGCUGGAAAUCCUCCACCAACCAUCCGCUGGACCCGAGUCUCCUCAGGGCUUGAUUUGUCUAAAAGGAAACAAGACAGCAGGUUCCAGGUGCUCUCCAAUGGCACCCUGUCCAUCCAGAGGGUGGACAUUCAGGACCGUGGACAGUACCUGUGCUCUGCAUCCAAUCUCUUUGGCACAGACCGCCUUCAUGUGACCCUGUCUGUGGUCUCCUAUCCUCCCAGGAUCCUGGAGACACAUACCAAAGAGGUCACAGUUCAUUCUGGAAGCACUGUGGAACUGAAGUGCAGAGCAGAAGGUAGGCCAAACCCUACCAUCUCCUGGAUUCUCGCAAAUCAAACUGUGAUCUCAGACUCGUCCAAGGGAAACAGUCAGGCCCUCGUGAUGGUUGACGGAACACUGGUCAUCCACGAUCUCAGCGUUUAUGACCGGGGCUUUUACAAAUGCAUCGCCAGCAACCCAGCUGGCCAAGAUUCCCUGCUUGUUAAAAUACAAGUCAUCGCAGCCCCACCCGUCAUUCUAGAGCAAAAGAGGCAAGUCGUUGAAGGGACGUGGGGUGAAAGUUUGAAACUGCCCUGUACUGCAAAAGGGACGCCCCAGCCCCGUGUGCACUGGGUGCUCUCCGAUGGCACAGCAGUGAAACCCUUACAAUUUAUCAACUCCAAAUUGUUCUUAUUUUCAAACGGAACUCUGUAUAUAAGAAACAUAGCCUCUUCGGACCGGGGCACUUACGAAUGCAUCGCCACCAGCUCCACUGGCUCAGACAGAAGAGUGGUAUUGCUCACAACCGAGGAGCGGGACACCAUCCCUAGGAUAGAAGCUGCAUCCCAGAAAUGGACAGAGGUGAAUUUGGGGGACCAAUUACUACUGAACUGCUCAGCUACAGGAGAGCCCAAACCCAAGAUAAUCUGGAGGUUACCAUCCAAGGCUGUGGUCGAUCAGUGGCACAGAAUGGGCAGCCGAAUCCACGUCUACCCAAAUGGAUCCCUGCUUAUUGGAUCAGUAACAGAGAAAGAUGGUGGUGACUACUUGUGUGUGGCUAGAAACAAAAUGGGGGAUGACCUGAUACUGAUGCACGUCAGCCUGAGACUGAAACCUGCCAAAAUUGACCACAAGCAGUAUUUUAAAAAGCAAGUGCUCCACGGGAAAGAGCUCCAAGUCGACUGCAAAGCGUCCGGCUCCCCAGUGCCUGAGAUAUCCUGGAGUCUGCCUGAUGGGACGAUGGUCAACAACGCAAUGCAGGCUGAUGACAGCGGCCGCAGGACCAGAAGGUACGUCCUUUUCAACAAUGGAACCUUAUACUUCCACAAAGUUGGGGUGGCGGAGGAAGGAGACUAUACUUGCUAUGCCCAAAAUACCCUGGGGAAAGACGAAAUGAAGGUCCACCUGACCGUUAUCACAGCUGCCCCCCGGAUAAAGCAGGGCUACAAGACCAACAUGAGAGUCAAAGCCGGAGACAUAGCCGUCCUUGACUGUGAGGUCACUGGGGAGCCCAAACCCCAAAUCUUUUGGUUGUUACCUUCUAGUGACAAGAUUUCAUUCUCCAAUGAGAGGUACACAUUCCAUGCCAAUGGGUCUUUGUCCAUCAGCAAAGUCAAACUCCUCGAUUCUGGAGAGUACGUGUGUGUAGCACGAAAUCCCAGUGGGGAUGACACCAAAAUGUACCAACUGGACGUUGUCUCUAGACCCCCAUUAAUCAACGGCCGGUACCGGAACAGAACGGUCAUUAAAGCCACGGCCGUGAGGCACUCCAAGAAACACUUUGACUGCAGGGCAGAAGGGACACCACCUCCUCAGAUCAUGUGGAUCAUGCCGGACAACAUUUUCCUCACGGCCCCCUACUAUGGAAGCAGAAUCAGCGUCCAUCCAAAUGGAACCUUGGAAAUCAGGAACGUGAGGUUUUCAGACUCGGCUGACUUCAUCUGCGUGGCUCGGAACGACGGCGGAGAGAGCGUGUUGGUGGUGCAGUUACAGGUACUGGAGAUGCUGAGGAGACCGACGUUCCGAAAUCCCUUUAAUGAAAAAGUAGUCGCCCACCUUGGCAAGUCCACAGCGUUGAAUUGCUCUGUUGACGGUAACCCCCCACCUGAGAUCAUCUGGAUUUUACCCAACGGCACUCAGUUUUUCAGCGGCCCACCCAAUCCUCAGUACCUGAUAGCAAGCAAUGGUUCUUUGAUCAUUUAUAAGACUACGCGCGAUGAUGCAGGAAAAUAUCGCUGUGCAGCUAGAAAUAAGGUGGGCUACAUUGAGAAAUUGAUUGUAUUAGAAAUUGGCCAGAAGCCAGUUAUCCUUACAUAUGCGCUAGGGACAGUAAGACGUAUCAGUGGGGAAUCUCUGUGGCUGCAUUGUGUGUCUGACGGAAUCCCUAAGCCAAGUAUCAAAUGGACCCUGCCCAGUGGGCAUGUGAUAGAGAGGCCCCAGGUUAAUGGGAAAUACGUACUGCAUGAAAAUGGCACCUUAGUCAUCAAAGAAGCAACAGCUUAUGACAGAGGAAACUACAUCUGUCAGGCUCAAAAUAGUGCUGGGCGUGCACUGAUCACCGUGCCAGUGACGAUUGUGGCCUACCCACCUCGAAUCACAAAUCGCCUACCCAGGAGUAUCCGCACAAGGACAGGAGCAGCCUUUCAGCUCCACUGUGUGGCUCUGGGAGUUCCCAAGCCAGAAAUCACCUGGGAGGUGCCUGACCACUCCCUACUCUCCGUGACGGCGAGCCAAGAGCAGACACCUGGACGUGAGCCACUUUUCCCGCAAGGUACUCUAGUCAUUCAGAACCCCCAAACCUCAGAUUCUGGGGUCUACAAAUGCACAGCAAAGAAUCCGCUUGGUAGCGAUUAUGCAACGACUUACAUUCAAGUAAUCUGACGUGAAAUAAAAUGGAACAAAGUCAACCCCUGGACAGGGUUUAUUUUUUGGAAGAAGUUUAAUCAAAGGCAGCCAUAGGCAUGUAAAUGGAUUCGAAUACAUUUACAAUAUUAAAUUUACAAUGGACAUGCAAAAAAAAAAAAAAAGGGACUUGUAGAUAAAUGCAUUAUGAACUGAUACUGAUCUCUUGAAUGAAUCUCAAAACAAACUUUUAACUUAAGGCACUUUUAUUUUGCCAACAAAUAACAAUGAACAUGAAGAGAAAACGGUCCGCCAUCAAAUCAUAAAUGGCUGAUGUACCUGAAUUUUUCAGUCAAGAAUAGGCUCUUUUUUUCCUGCUACUUGCCUAGUGUCCACCUUCUAAAACAUUACAAGCAAUGGCACUCAGAACAGAGACAAUGGAAAAGAUUAAAUCUAUCAUCUUUAUGUAAAUUUGUCAUCUUGAUAUAGAAAUAUUUUGUGGCUGGUUCAUAAAUAUUUGGCUAAAACCUACCAAAAAGAAGCACUGAACGUUCAUGUUUUGAUUAUGAUUGACAUUUGUUCAAACUGAGUAUUUUCAUGGAUGGGGAACACAAAAAUGUUUUAACAGCUGCAUUUAGGGGGAAAUGCAGGCUAGUUUUUCCACAUGUAAAAAAGCAACUUAUCACCUAUACAUCACAAAAUGUGAAAAAAAAAGGUUGAUUUUUAUAUUCGCCCAAAUAUACCCAUUACGAAAAUUUUAAAAAUACAGUGAAACUUCUUUAGAACUUUAAAAGCUAGCCCAGGCACCCAUGGUGCAAAGCUGUUCAUAAGGAAAUUUUUUCUGAGAGGAAUAAUAACUUGAUAAGUAUUUUUAUUUCACUGAGUGAUGAAUUCUUUUUGCAACAAAAAAAUGUUUGGGAGGGUUGAGAUCUAUUAUAUAUAAUGAAGAUUCACUGUAUUUAAAGUUUAAUCAACCCCUACACAAAUGUUCUAUUACUCACUGAAUUUAUUAAUAGUACAUGCUUAAUGUAACCUGAACUAGUUGUGGGGGAGGGGGGCAGACAAUAUAUGAUUCAUCCUUUCUGAUUCAAGAGGCUGGUAUUUUCCAGUGUAAUUUUUCCGGCAUGUAUUCAAAUAUUUGUCUAUUACUUAAGAAUUACAGGGCUCUGAUAAACGAGGGAGAAAGAAAAUGAACGAACCAUAGGUCUUGUUCAGACCUCUCCGUACACAAAAACUGAGAGCUACGUUAGCCCCUGCCAAUCAUCUGGGAUGUCCCAGAGUUCCUUUCACUGUGUUUUCAUCAUUCCAACUCUCAGCUGGCCCCACCUAAGAGGUCAUCUGAUUGUUACUAAUCUCUGACAUUGGCACCUUGUGGCUGCCAGAGGUCAAAGGAUACUCACUGUAGAGGGAUCUCCUACUAUUUCUGGGCUGAGAAGGGUAAGUAAAAUGAUAACUACAACCCAAUUGGGAAUGAGCUUACAGUAUAAAUGGGUAUACUUAAGAAUCUUUUAUGUCCAAGAAUUGUGAUCGGUACACCCAAACUCCAUUAGGCUUUGAGGUCUUAAUCUUUAAGGGGAGCUAGGGUCUCCACCUUACUCUAGGAUAUUUUUCUUCUCUAUCUCAAUAAGCAAAUUACCAAGUUCUACCACAGAGCUUUCCCUUGUGAUUUUAAUGCAAUCAAAUCCAUUUACUCGAAAGGAAAAAAGAAAAAUAAGAAUCUCUUAGGAGAGUGGAUGAAGUGGGAAAAAUAUGAUGACUGAAUUAGAAAAUUCCAGUUGUUUAUAAUGCACAAGGGGAAAUA
This is a messenger RNA of Tupaia belangeri chinensis (Chinese tree shrew), 10180 nucleotides long. It is a transcript of the gene IGSF10, whose product is annotated as immunoglobulin superfamily member 10. Bases 523 to 8418 code for a protein of 2631 amino acids. The transcript is spliced from 7 exons. Gene Ontology annotation, molecular function: protein binding. The record is from RefSeq and is a predicted model, not a curated record. NCBI's taxonomy places the organism in Eukaryota, Metazoa, Chordata, Mammalia, Scandentia, Tupaiidae.